Molecule: messenger RNA, 1557 nt
Organism: Malassezia vespertilionis
Lineage: Eukaryota; Fungi; Basidiomycota; Malasseziomycetes; Malasseziales; Malasseziaceae
Exons: 1
Coding region: 1-1557 (518 amino acids)
Molecular function (GO): protein binding
Source: RefSeq, a predicted model, not a curated record
AUGCUUCGAUGGACGCCCGUGCUGGUCCGAGCGAGUGUUUCUUGGCGGCACUAUAGCACGGCGGCUGCACCGCACACAGAUAUCGAGGAAUUAUUACAGCGGCUCGGUGCACAUUCAAAGCAAAGCAAUGCUUUUGGGACGCUGCGCGACUGCGUGCGGCUGAAACAAUGUUUGCAAGCGCCCAACGUCGAGCAAGCAUUAACAAAGCGCGUCCGAGAUGCAGUCCAUGAUGCAUUGCUACGCGUAUUUGCAUCGCAAGGAAUGCUUCCCGAAUCGUUGGCCGUCUUGGACGAUAUAGCAAUGUGCGGCGAAAAGGUAGGUCUUUCGGCCUAUAAUUGGGCACUGCAGGCCGCUGCUGUCGCGGGAAACGUGCCGGAGAUGCUCGCCAUCGUAAAAAAGAUGGCGCAUGAAUUUUCCACGCCGACUCACACAAUCCUAUCGCCUGCCGCUCAGGCAUCCUUUACCCCAACCACCUAUACCCGUUUGCUGCAGUACUGUGCGGCGACAAAAAACAGUGAGUAUGCACUCCUUCUCGUCUCUACGGCAUUCCAUGCAGGAAUGAGUUUGGAGCACGAAGCACAAAAGCACGUUUUGCAAUGUAUGUACGAAACGCAGCAGCCCGCGCUUGCCUACGAUCUCGCGCUUCGCUUCGAAGCCAGUCCUAUAUCCCCUCCCAAGUCACUUUGGAUGGAGGUAUUGCGCAUUGCGGCAGAGCUCGACUAUGCGCCGGCGCUUCCCGAUGCAUGGUCGCGCUGUAUGCGCGCCGAUAUCAUUCCCGACGAAGGUCUUGUGCUCUACAUCCUUCUCACUGCGGCGCGUGCAGGACAAGGCAAAUUCGCGAACAGCGUUCUCGACGCCAUUCCGCGCCUUUUUCCAGGUACGCGCGUCAAGGAGUGGCAUUUUGUGCCUGUGCUGGACGCAUUUUGUCGCACACAUGCAUUCGCAGACGCUGUUUCCGUGCUGGGCCGUAUGCAGCGACAAGGCGUGAGCGUGGGCACCAAAGCCGCUGCGAAACUUACGACACAUUCGGCAGCAGACGAGCAGGCGCUGCUCAAAGCGGAGCAGGCGCUUUUAGCGCACGACACGAUUCCUGUUGCGGCUCUCAACGCCAUUCUUUACGCCGCGGCGGAACUGGCGGCGUUGCCCGUCGCACUAAGAAUAUGGGAUGCUUUGGUAUGUACGGAACGAGCCACGCCCGAUGUAGAUACACACAACGCUCUCCUUCUUUGCUGUAUUCCUGCGCACGAUGUGCGUACUGGCGAACAUGUUUGGACGAGCUUGCACACCCGCCAACUGGAACCUUCUCCGUCGACGUACGAACGCAUGGCGCGUUUGUAUUUGACACAACCGGACUAUGAACGUGCAUUUGCCCUGCUCGAAGAAGUAAAGCAACGGGGCCAUAUCCCUUCGCGCCGUACCUACGCUAGCAUGGUGUGGACUUGUAUUCAGCGCGAGGAUGACCGCUGGCGCGGCCUCCUGGCGGAAAUGCAAGAAGCGCAGUACGAUCCAGGAGAUCGGCUUCGCGAGGCGAUUGCAUUACAGGAAACAUCCACAUAG